GCGUUGGAAUCUACCGAUUAUUUACUAGUCAUCUUAGCGCUGUGCAUACAGAUAGACUGGGGGCCGACUGGACCGGCUUGCCAUCAUUUAGGACGGUUUUCCAGUGUUACAAAAUUAACUUAACCGAAGUCAAGAGAAUGUCUCGUGGAACUUCAGCCGGUUUCGACCGACACAUUACGAUCUUUUCGCCAGAGGGUCGCCUGUAUCAGGUGGAAUAUGCGUUCAAAGCGAUCAAUCAGGGAGCCCUCACAUCUGUAGGAGUUCGAGGCACAGACACCGCCGUGGUUGUCACUCAGAAGAAAGUUCCUGACAAGCUUCUCGAUGCCUCUUCAAUCAAGCACAUUUUCGUUAUUACUCCGCGGAUUGGCUGUGUGAUGACUGGUGGAGUAGCCGAUUCCGCUGCGCAGGUGCAGCGGGCACGUUUUGAAGCUGCUAAUUACAAGUACAAAUUUGGGUAUGAUAUUCCAGUUGACAUCCUCGCUCGACGAAUCGCCGAUAUUUGUCAGAUCUACACGCAAAACGCCGAGAUGCGUCCCCUUGGUUGCUCUAUGAUGCUCAUUUCGUACGACGAUGAGCAGGGUCCAAUGCUGUACAAAUGUGAUCCUGCUGGUUACUUUUGUGGCUACAAGGCCACAUCUGUUGGUGUCAAGCAGACCGAGGCAAUAUCGUAUCUUGAAAAGAAAUUUAAGAAGAAGUCGGACUAUGAUCAAAACGAGACAAUUCAGUUGGCCAUUUCAACGUUGAGCUCCGUCCUCGCCAUGGACUUCAAGCCCACUGAUAUUGAAGUAGGAGUCGUUUCGAAGAGCGAGCCCCGUUACAAGGAGCUGACGCACGCCGAAAUUGAAACACACCUCACAGCGAUCGCUGAAGAGGACUAGGUAUAACUAAUCUUUGCAGUACAUUGAUUAUCUUUGAAAUCCCACGCAGACAUACAUACAGCGCAUAUCGCCACCCAUGUAUGUCAAGUUGCUAGUUGGCUGUCACAGCAGGCUAAAAUAAGAAUGCCGUCGUUAAAAUCAUUGAGGAAGAACAUCAACCAGAAGGUUUUAAGUGGCUGUAGAGAAAUUUGGACUCUUAGACAUUACGGGUAUUAUUGUGCAUAUGUGUCCGUAUAUUUCUGUGUGAAAGGGACGCCAUUUAAGAAUAAACUAGUAAAAAUACAUUUUGGUGUUAUUUAUCUACUACAGCGCGUUUUUAGCGAUACGAUAAACUAAUUAUGUAGAAAUAUUCUAAGCAAGGCAUUUAUUGUUUACUCAGUGGUUGUUAGAUUUUGCGAAUACUUAGUACUCAGGAGUUCUCAUUAAUAAAAUUUAUUGUUAUACAAUUUGUAGAUAAAAAUCUGUUAAUUACAAUAAACAAAAUUGCUUUCUAGUGAUCUACGGUAUACCUAUGGUAAUUAUGUGGACAAUUUGUGUAAUUGACAUAACACCAAAAAUUACAGGAAGGGAAACUCUCGAAAGAAGUUAAUCUUAGCUUCUUUCAAAAUAGAUUAUGAAAAUACGAAAAUAUAUGACGAAAUACGAAUAUAUGAAAAUGAGGAGAACUUUUAACGAUGUUUCCAAAGUAAAGCCUUGAUAAAUGUUUUAUUUUUAGAAACCUUGUCAUCCUUAGGCUUAAACCCACAUUAACUAAAUUUGAAUUAGCUUGCAGCUUAUUUUUACCUCAGUUGCACGCACGUUCUCACAGUUACCUUACACAGACCUCGCGAAAUUUAAGAAAGGAAUUAAUCUAAUAUAUACCUCAAGAUUUUCGUCAGACAUUCCGUCUAAAUUACUGGGAGUUACAAUAGUUCAUCUGUGAGAUUACCGGCUUGAGCGAGAAAUUUAAAUCGUGCUGUAAUACCAUUUAUUUUGAUGAAACAAAAACUUAUUUUUAAAAGAAAAAAUUCAGCCUUUGUAACAGACGACGUAAA
Molecule: messenger RNA, 1912 nt
Organism: Varroa destructor (honeybee mite)
Lineage: Eukaryota; Metazoa; Arthropoda; Arachnida; Mesostigmata; Varroidae
Product: proteasome subunit alpha type-6-like
Biological process (GO): ubiquitin-dependent protein catabolic process
Cellular component (GO): proteasome core complex, alpha-subunit complex; proteasome core complex
Source: RefSeq, a predicted model, not a curated record